Messenger RNA from Solea solea (common sole), 3392 nucleotides. RefSeq names its product zinc finger protein 653 (gene znf653). The coding region runs from base 37 to 1971 and encodes 644 amino acids. The record is from RefSeq and is a predicted model, not a curated record. Gene Ontology annotation, cellular component: nucleus. Gene Ontology annotation, biological process: regulation of transcription by RNA polymerase II. Gene Ontology annotation, molecular function: transcription coregulator activity. The transcript has 10 exons. NCBI's taxonomy places the organism in Eukaryota, Metazoa, Chordata, Actinopteri, Pleuronectiformes, Soleidae.
AACUUCCGCUACGUAAUACCAGCUGUUGUGGCCAAGAUGGCGCAUAGCCCGACAGAGUUGGAGAGUUCCCUGGACGCCGACCAAGCUGGGGAACAAGUCAGAGGGAUUUUGAGGCGCUGCAGAGGACGACCCAGACUCACAGACUCUGACCGGGCUCAGAGACGCCUCGAAUCCCGAAAGAAGUACGACGUGCGGAGGGUUUACCUAGGAGAGUCACAUAAGCUGUGGAGUGAGCUCCGCAGACGGACCAGCCUGAGUGAUGCGGGAUUGGCAGAGUAUCUGAUCCUGCUCAACUCUACAUAUGGAGACAAAUACCAGCAGAAAUACAGCGGGAAGAAGAUUGCUCCUGAGGUCUCAGUGAAACAGAAAAAGGGCAGGAGGGAGCGAGUGUCAAACCUCCAGAGCCUGGUUUGUUGGUACCAGGAUCACUGCCACUCCUGUCCCCACGAGCCACAGCUCAAAGCUCUAGAGCCCCAGCCCAAUUUCUCCACUGCUGCUCUCUGGCAAUGUGAAUCAAACCACUCGUUUGUGCAGUACCUUUUCUCACCUCCAAGGGAGGCAAGUGAUUCAGAGCAGGAGGAGGAGGAGGAGGAGGAGGACGAGGGUGUCAACAGCGAUGACAAUGCUGAAAAGACAGAAUUGGUUGCAGCUAAAGGCACAGAGAGCAGGAGGAGAAGAAAAGAGACUCACAAACAAUUCAAAGAUGUGGAUGAAAACGUGGAUGUUCCUGAGGAACAACAAACAACCACAAGCCCAAUCAAAGAAGAUGCGGCUCUAAACCUCCAGUCCAGUUCAGAGGCUCCUUCCAGGGAUGUUCCACUUAUAGGGCAGGCUGUGUGGGAGAUGGAGAUGGAGAUGGAGCAACAACAAGGCUCCCCCUCUUCAGCAUUUCACUCCAUUCCCUCAGAAGGAGAGGCUGAGGAUCUGGGACAAGACAGUGAUGCUGGGGAAGAGGAAGAAAUAAGGACUACACCAGAUAAUUAUGAUUGUGUUACCAUGACAACAGCCUUAGCUGACAAACAGGAGAAGACAGAUGAGGACCCGGUGCUGUCACAGACCUUGAGUGGCUCUGUGGAGCUGAGUGCUCAGACAGUCCCAGCAUCCGUGCAGGAGCAGAGUGAGCUGUUUGACCCCCAGACUGUGCAGACGGUAGUGAGCAACUGUGAGAUACCUGAGCAGAGGGCGGCUUUGGAAGGCUCACAGUUAAUUAUCAUCACCGGCUCCAGUUAUGAGGCGCUCGCGUCAGAGGGAAUCCAGCUCAAUGUGGGUGGUGGAGACAUGGAGGAAGUCACAUGCACUGUCAUCGGGGGCGUCGCCUACAAUCAGGUUUGCGCUUGCGACUCAAAAAUCAGGACGGCAGAGGAUGAAGACUCCAUGACAGGUCUGAGUGACAAACAGCUGCUGCAGCCCACAGAUGACGCUCUAGAGCUGAGUAGUGACAGAGAACUGCAGCGGAGCAGUGUCAGGUCAAAGAGGAGCAGACGAGGCCCAGUCAUCGAGGCUGACGGGAUGCUGAAGAUGUUCCACUGCCCGUACGAGGGCUGCAGUCAAGUUUAUGUAGCUAUUAGCAGCUUUCAGAAUCACGUGAACCUAGUUCACAGGAAAGGGAGGACCAAGGUUUGCACUCAUCCAGGCUGUGGGAAAAAGUUUUACCUUUCAAAUCACCUGCAUCGCCAUAUGAUCAUCCACUCAGGGGUGAGAGAUUUCAUCUGUGAGACGUGUGGAAAAUCGUUUAAGCGUAAGAAUCACCUGGAGGUUCACAGGCGGACGCACACGGGGGAAACGCCACUUCAAUGUGAAAUCUGUGGCUACCAGUGUCGCCAGCGUGCGUCUCUGAACUGGCACAUGAAGAAACACACUUCAGAAGCCCACUACAACUUCACCUGUGAGUUCUGUGACAAGAGGUUUGAGAAGCUGGAAAGUGUUAAAUUCCACAAGCUGAAGAGCCACCCAGAUAAACAGGCCACCUGAUUAUGCCUGACUCGACUGCUGACCGAAGCUACGGUUUGGCCCUCAGGAACCCGAAGGAAGACUUCCAGUGAAGGGAGAGACUUUCCUACAGCGGGGUUGUCUUGCCUCUCAUGUCCAGGACGUCGAGGACUGUCCACCAAACCGUGGACAAGUGCAAGAGUGAGCCACUUUGACAGCUGUGCAGGACACUGCUUAGUCUACUGCACAUUAAUGAUGACCAACUGACCAGUCUGCUGAACUACGCUCGUUCAAUCAUGGUUAAAAAAAAACAAAACAUGUAAAAACAUGACCAAGCUCAGCAGCUCUUACAAGUGUUGGAUCUUGAAGUGAACAGCUGUAAUAAGAGGAACUGGUGCUGAAGUUUAUUACCUUCAACUGCAUUGUGUCCCCUUUAUACCUGAUGUUAGAUUAUGUUUCCUGUGAUCAGAUCAGUGCUUCAGCACGUGCAUUCACAUCUGGUAUUAACAUCCGUCACCAGUGCCCACAUCCUUUUGCUAUCUGACCACGAUCGCCCCACCCUUGCAUCACCUCCCACUCUUCUUCAACAGCAGAAUACUGCUUCACAUCCUGUGCGCUACCAUCAGUCAACUUCAACGAGCAGAAAACUGACUGUGGAGUUAUGUCGCCACUUUCACGUCAGCUGUGCUCGGAGACGCCAACAUAGGAGACGCAUCAGAGACUCGCUGCAUUUACACUUCUGUUCAAUGUGGUCACAAUCCAUCUCCGACCACCUCCCGAAGUGGUUUGGCAGAUCGGAUAACAAUCCAUCCUCAGUGUGUCCUGUACUUACAAGUGGUCAGGUGCUAUCAGAUUGUAUUUGGAUCACAGUAAAUGCUUUUUAAUGCCAGAUUUAAAGGAGGCCAAUAUGUAAAACUGUGCCUGGUUACAGGUUGUGCUUCACUGACCAAUCAUAUCAAAGAUGUAAUUAUAUUCCUUGUGAACAUUCAUCACAACAGCCUUUUUAUUUACUAUAACUUCACAAAUACAACAUGAUGUUUAAAACUAUUAACAAUAGUCAGCCACUCUUGUGUGUUUGAGUAAACAGGAGCAAAUGUUCAUAUAUCGAUAUGAGCUAAAAUGCAGGGCUGUUUCUUUAUUCCUGUGUCUUACACAUGGAUCAUCCUUCGAUAAGGAGACUGACCUUUUGUGUGGGUCAUGCAGCUUUAGGCCUGGGCCAUUCUUUCGUGUCCACUAGAAUCUUGAAAGUCUGCCUGAUGUAAAGGUCAUCAUUCCCAUUUCCACUGUGGUCUGUGCAGACCAGACCAGUCUCCACAGCAUCUUGUUUUGGUCCUAAGAGACCUUGAGAACAUUAAUGUGAGGAGGUCUGCCAGUGUGCACCUCUGACACAAUGACCAUGGCCAUUUACAGUGUCCUUGUGUUAACUCAUGUCAGUGUGAAGAAUUAAAAUGUUGACCAGGGAA